Styela clava is the source of this 897-nucleotide messenger RNA. Its product is annotated as peroxisomal membrane protein 4-like. Gene Ontology annotation, cellular component: peroxisomal membrane. NCBI's taxonomy places the organism in Eukaryota, Metazoa, Chordata, Ascidiacea, Stolidobranchia, Styelidae. The record is from RefSeq and is a predicted model, not a curated record.
UAGGUUCUCCCACACCUCAUAUUGGCUCUUUUCCAUCAAGAAUAAUUAUGAAAUCUUUGCACCAGGUUCAGUUUUUUCUAUCUUAGUAAUAAAAAUGGAUGCUAUUAACGCAUUUGUCAAUGCCCCAGGUAACCAUGAGAUGUUGGCAUUGCUGAAAGGGAUACGUAAUGGAAUAGUGUAUGGAGCCAAAAUCAGAUUCCCUCAUGCAUUGGUUAUGACUUUGCUAUGGAGAAGAGGAUCUAUUCAAAACUUGGCAAGGAUCAUCUUACGAGCAACAUAUCAACAUGCAAAAAAUUUGGGGCAGUUUGUGUUUUUGUACAAGCUGAUCAAUACAAUCUUACGGAGAAUGGGAAGUGGAAAGAAAGAACCAUGGCAGGUUUUUAUAUCUGCUUGUGUUGGUGGUUACUAUGUAUUUGGUGCCAACAAUCCCAUUAACAUGCAGAUCAACAUGUACCUGCUUUCUCGCAUCAUAUUUGGACUCUGCAGACUGGGUGUUCAGAAAGGUUAUUUGCCAAGCCCAAAUAAAACUGAAGGUGGGCGUGAUCCUUUCCCAAUAUUUGGUGCAGUCGUAUGGGGCAUUGUAUUGUGGUUGUUUGAAUACCACAGGAAAACACUGCAGCCAUCCCUACAGUCUUCAAUGACAUAUCUGUACGAUGAUAGCGAGGAAUGGAGCAGCAUAAGAGACUUUCUCUUGUAAUGUUUUUACAGAAUUCAAUAGAUAUUUUCUACAACACUACCUUGCUCAUUGCUAACAUGAUCUAACUCUCGAUUAGCAAUAACCGAGCUGCUGCAGCAUGAUUCUUUUUUAACUUCAACAAAAAUAAUUCCCCUAAUUUUCAUCUGUUUCUGAAAAAAAUAUUCUGUGCAAUAAUAUUUGUAAAUAAAAUUUAAUGUUUA